Molecule: messenger RNA, 3253 nt
Organism: Epinephelus fuscoguttatus (brown-marbled grouper)
Lineage: Eukaryota; Metazoa; Chordata; Actinopteri; Perciformes; Serranidae
Gene: fam234a
Product: family with sequence similarity 234 member A
Exons: 12
Coding region: 232-1881 (549 amino acids)
Molecular function (GO): protein binding
Source: RefSeq, a predicted model, not a curated record
CGAAAGCUUAAACGUUAGCAGAGAAAAUGGCGACCUGAGAGACAAACUCAGGGAAAUAAAAGCUCGGUCGCAGUGGGCUUGCCUAUGAUUUGUUUACGCAGCUGGGGUUGAUAGGCAGGGCUGUUGGUGUGUCAGGCCCACUACUACCUGCAGUUCGCCACACCAGUGACCAUCAAAGGCGACAGGGGAACGUGGAAUAGGUCCGUGGGCCGGUGAUGCAUUGAGGCAACAAUGGAGACCACCGGCAGUGCCACAGAAGGCGACCCUCUGAAGAGGGGAGAGGAUGGGUCUGAGACAGGACCAGCACCGUCAGCAACAGAGCUGAAGAAGAAGAGUUGUAAAGAAGUCUUGGGUUUUGCCAAACUGACCCACUGGCGAACCGCAGUCUUCUUCUUCUCCUUGUUCCUGUGCCUCACCAUAGUGUUUGCCUUCUCCUUCAUCAUCCCCUGCCCUGUCAGACCACAGUAUCUUGUUACCUGGAACAGGACUUUCUCCCAAGCAGCAACCUACAACUUUUUAGCCAUUGAAGAAGCAAGUAAAGACAAGGUGAUGGAUGUCCUGUUUGUCCUCAAAGACUCAGAAGGCAGUCAGAACAAUACAUGUGCUAAUGCAGGUCUGCCUUCGCCGUGUGUGUUUUUGUUUGCAGUGGAUGGGACACAUGGAGAGACCCUGUGGGAGCGUCCGCUGGCUCCCGAGUUCCACUGGGCCCAGUGUGGUCUGGACGAAAAAUCAGGCAGAAAGUGGGACUGUCUGCUGUUCCAUUCUGACCAACUCACAGCCAUUGACAAAUACACUGGUGACAUCAGGUGGCAGCAGCCUCAACCUACUGGCCUGCGUAGUACUGUGCCUGUUCUUAGUGUCCCAGAUCUGGAUAAGGACAAGGUCGACGAUGUGGCUCUGGUGGCAUCAGACAGCACGCAGACUCAUCUGGUAUUCCUGUCAGGAUACACGGGUGUUCAGAUUGGUUCUACGGUGGUUCUCGACUCCACAGAGACAACCAAUCAUCUUCUUCAUUGCACUACAGAAGGUUCUCACUAUGUACUACUACACAAAGACACUGGCCUGUAUGGACUGGCACUGUGGAGGAUCGCUGCCAAGGCUAAAGCAGGGAUGGAGGCCACCCUCAAGAAAGAUAAGCAUUGGGAGAAGACUGCCAGUGCAACAUCUGGCCUUGUACCCAUCUACGAAUCUGACUCAGUGAAACAAGUGCUAAGAACAGGAGAAACAGAUGAGACACCCAACCUGCUGCUUGUGACUGGGAAGGGGGUGGUAUUAGUCGAUGGAAAAAAUCUUCAGCCACUGUGGCGAUUCAAUACCAGUUCAGUCCUCAGUGAGCCCUCCUUUGGGCACUUUGACAAAGACGGAGUACUUGAUGUUGUGGUCGAGGAGGAUAUUGGCAACUACUCAAAGAGGAUAAUAAUUCUGGAUGGGAAGUCUGGUGGUAUGCUGUGGGAAGUCAGCCUUUUGAACAGUCCCAACUCUCCCAGACCUGCAUCAAUACACACCACCAACUCCUUCUCGGUCUUUGUGUUUUGGGGCACGAUGGCCUUGGACGCCAACUCAUCUGUGCCAUUAGUGAGUGACCGACAUUCUUACUUGCUCCACCCUCUUUACUCUAAAGUCCUCCUUGAGUCGCCCAGUUCCCUGGACCACAUUGUAACAUUUAGAGCCACGCUGUUGGAGCGUGGACGCCAUGCUGCCUACAUCCUGCUGACAGGUCCUGAGAGGGAGGGAGCCGAAGGCAAUGUGGUCCUCAGCAAGCGAAAGCUGAAACAGGACGUCCCUGACAGCAAAGUGCUUCGUAUUGGCACUGGCGGAAGUCCAGAGACCAAUGAUGACAUCAAAGAGGCCUUCAAUCGUCUCCGCUUCAGCGAUUGGUGAAAGGACCAACUUCAAAAUGUAGAGUAUAUCCUCAGUGUUCAAACCGUUUUUGGCACAGCUGACUGUAUUGUGACUUAAAAACCAAAGUGUGUACACUCGCUAUGACUUUCCAACUGCUGACAACCAAAAAAAAAAAAAAAUAUCCUGUGUGUUUAGAGACUUGGGUUGACUUGACUUGACAGGGCUCUUCCAUUAAUCCCCACGGGACAAACUGGGCAUUAUCAGUUUUCAGCCUUGACUGCAUAUCAUGAGCUUGAUAUUCCCUAGUGGUCCAAGAGCUCCUGUUCCCUGACAAUCGCACAACGGUUCUGCUCUUCUCCUGCUGAUAAAUCCACCAAGAGGAUCUGCCUUGCUGUACUGUUCCUAGCACUUUCAUGAAUCAAUGCAGUGCUCUUUUUUUAAUUGCAGAGGCUGGAUUAUUAUUUAAAUCUAUGCAUCUUUAUGUCACACUGGCCUUUAAAAGUAGCAGACACACGCCAACCAUUACAGGUGGUGGUGCCUGUGUAUUUGACAUUAGAGUAGCCUGAAGGGAAUGGCUGUACCAUGAUAGAUAGGGCUUUUCUUUUGGUACCUUUCCUAAAACAUGUAUAGUAAAACAGACAGAUAUAUAAUGAAACUUGAAGUACAACAGAAACACCACCAACCUUAAGGUAUACAAUACGUGGUUACUUUUUUUUUCCCCCCAACGUAUUGUUUGUGAAAGUGGUCAGGUAGUUUUAUAGUAAGUGGUACUGUUGUCGAUAAUCAAGAUGUAUAUCAAUCCGAGGUGCUGUAACUAGUGAUUCUCUUUAAUUAGAGCUGCAAUGAAUAGUCAAAAGAAAAUUAAUCGCCGACUAUUUUGAUAACGGAUUAAUCGUUUCAGUCAUUUUUCAAGCAAAAGUGUCAAACAUUUGUUGGUUCUAGCUUCUUAAAUGUGAGACUUUGCUACUUUUUAUUGUUAUUUAUGAUAGUAAAUGCAGAGUUGUUGGGUUUUGGACUGUUGGUUGGACAAAGGAAGCAAUUUAAAGAGGUCACUUUGGGUUCUGGGAAAUUGUGAUGAGCAUUUUUCACGAUUUCAUGACAUUUUAUAGACUAAACGAUUAGUCGUGAAAAUAAUCGGCAGAUUAAUGUAUAAUAAUACAAUCAUUAGCUGCAGCCCAAUCUUUAAUGCACACUGACUAAACUUUUGAGGCACUCAAUGCUAAGUCUCAAAGGCUCUCCAUAGUAUUGAGUUACUUCACUUAUUUAUAUUAGUAAAUAAGUGAAAAUGAGGUUCUUGUUCUUGCUGUAUAUUUACAUAUUGAACCUGUGGGGCGGGCCUUUGUCAGAGCUGGUUUUUAUUUUCUGACUUAAUAUGUUUGUUUUGAGCAAUAUUAAACACUUUUAAAAUAAC